GCGGCUACUAAUCGCCUCCGUCGGACAGGUUUCAGCCGAGUGCAAGUGGCGGCCAAGAGGGGAGUCCGACACAGCACGGCCAGGGCGUAUCUGACGCCGGUGCAGCACCGCAAGAACCUCCACGUCGUCCUCAAUACUCCCGUUGCGAGGAUCGUGAUAGACGAAAAAACGGCGAAAGGGAUCGAGUACCUGACCGAAGACGGUGCCAGGCAUUUCGUAUCGGCGAGGAGGGAGGUGAUCCUGUCCGCCGGGGCUGUCGCCUCUCCUCAGAUCCUCAUGCUCUCCGGCAUCGGGCCCAGAGACGAGCUCUGGCGACACGGGGUAGGAUUUUUUGUG
Molecule: messenger RNA, 336 nt
Organism: Darwinula stevensoni
Lineage: Eukaryota; Metazoa; Arthropoda; Ostracoda; Podocopida; Darwinulidae
Source: the annotation of a GenBank genome assembly